Lolium rigidum is the source of this 1227-nucleotide messenger RNA. RefSeq names its product phytoene synthase 3, chloroplastic-like. Gene Ontology annotation, molecular function: geranylgeranyl diphosphate synthase activity. The transcript is spliced from 5 exons. Gene Ontology annotation, biological process: carotenoid biosynthetic process. The coding region runs from base 40 to 996 and encodes 318 amino acids. The record is from RefSeq and is a predicted model, not a curated record. Lineage: Eukaryota; Viridiplantae; Streptophyta; Magnoliopsida; Poales; Poaceae.
CCGGCCGUUUCGUCCGAGGAGAGGGUGCGUCAGCUAGUGAUGAAGCAGGCGGGUCUUGCAGCGGCCGCCGCGGCGAGGACGCCCCUCGCCGGGCGGCACGCCGGCGCGCUGGACGUGGCGUUCGACCGCUGCGGCGCGGUGUGCAAGGAGUACGCCAAGACGUUCUACCUCGCGACGCAGCUGAUGACGCCGGAGAGGAGGCGCGCGAUCUGGGCGAUUUACGUGUGGUGCAGGAGGACGGACGAGCUGGUGGACGGCCCGAACGCGGCGCACACGUCGGCGCUGGCGCUGGAUCGGUGGGAGUCGCGCCUCGAGGACGUCUUCGCGGGCCGUCCCUACGACAUGCUCGACGCCGCGCUGGCCGACGCCGUCGCCGCGUUCCCCGCCGUCAACGCCCGGCCGUUCCGGGACAUGAUCGAGGGGAUGCGCAUGGACCUCGCCCGGUCCCGCUACGCCACCUUCGACGACCUCUACCUCUACUGCUACCGCGUGGCCGGCACCGUCGGGCUCAUGACCGUCCCCAUCAUGGGCGUGUCCCCGGACUCCUGGGCCGACCUCGGGACGGUGUACGCCGGCGCGCUCGCGCUCGGCGUCGCCAACCAGCUCACCAACAUCCUCCGAGACGUCGGCGAGGAUGCGAGGAGGGGCAGGAUCUACCUGCCGCAGGACGAGCUCGCCAUGGCCGGCAUCUCCGAGGCUGACAUCUUCGCUGGCCGUGUCACCAACGAGUGGAGGGCCUUCAUGAAGGGCCAGAUCGCGAGGGCGAGGGCCUACUUCCGGCAGGCCGAGCAGGGCGCCGCGGAGCUCAACCAGGAGAGCCGAUGGCCGGUGUGGGCAUCUCUGCUUCUGUACCGGCAGAUCCUGGACGAGAUCGAGGCGAACGACUAUGACAACUUCACCAAGAGGGCCUACGUUCCCAAGGCCAAGAAGCUGGCGGCGCUGCCCAAAGCUUACUUCAAAUCACUCAGACCUCCUCCUUCUCAGAGGCACUCAUAGUCUUCUCCAGCCCUAACAGUAACAGGGACCAAUCACUAGGUAGAUCAGCCUGGUCUAAUUAGUGUUAUUAGUGAACAUAUACAGUACUCCUGUAUUAGGUAGCAGUGAUGUACAGUUCAUAAUUCCAGGCUGGUAAGGACACACAUGACCUGUGCGUGUGGUGUUGCUGUUGGAAAAUUGUGAGUUCCUGGAAUGUACAAAGUGCUGCAGAUGAAUUGCAUAUAUGUUACA